UUCUUCUACUGAACAGCUAAUUGAAAUAAUAAAAAGGAAUAGAGCACUGUAUGACAUGUCGCAUCCUGAAUACAAAAAUGUACGGUUGAAAAAUAAAAUAUGGGAUGGGAUUGCGACAGAAAUGGGAAAUUUUACAGGAGAAGAUUUGAAAAAAAAUGGAAAAACCUGAGAGAUUGUUGAUCCAAGCAUUUACGCUCCGAAAAAACCCGGACUGGCCAAGCAGCGGCAUCUAUCUGUCGCUACAAAACAUGGCCAUGGGCACAGCAGAUGUCAUUUUUUAAGGCCUUCUUGCAUCAUGCGCCGACAGAAUCAAACGUAAGUCAAGAUAGUCAAGCCGAAAAUCUCGGAAUCAUUAAAAAUGAAAUAGAAGAAAGUGGUCCACAAACAGAAGUUGCACAGAAAAGGAAACGUUCUGCGGUUCCAUCAGAAACCCCGUCAAAUGUAGAGAAAAUUAUCAGUUUUCUAGAUAAAAGGCACAAGGAAUACGACAGCAUAGAUCUGACAUUCCAAGUUUAUGCUGCUAGUGUUAAAAAACUAUCGGAUCGCCGACAGACUAUGCUUAAAUUCAAAAUAGCGAAAAUGAUCAUGGAAGAGGAGCUGGCUCAGCAAAUGGAGUUUGAAAGGGAGAACCAAGUAAUUUCAAGUUUCUCCAAUAAUUCUGUGGUAUCUUCCCCGCCUACAUCACCGUUUGAUAAUUCCAAUACGGUUGACACAGACUUGGAGGCUGCUGGAGACUGCUGGUAUCCUAAUUCAUCAAAUGAUUUGAAUCUAUAA
This is a messenger RNA of Coccinella septempunctata (seven-spotted ladybird), 774 nucleotides long. RefSeq lists its product as uncharacterized. The record is from RefSeq and is a predicted model, not a curated record. The transcript has 2 exons. The coding region runs from base 268 to 774 and encodes 168 amino acids. Lineage: Eukaryota; Metazoa; Arthropoda; Insecta; Coleoptera; Coccinellidae.